Molecule: messenger RNA, 4769 nt
Organism: Tyto alba (common barn owl)
Lineage: Eukaryota; Metazoa; Chordata; Aves; Strigiformes; Tytonidae
Gene: NT5M
Product: 5',3'-nucleotidase, mitochondrial
Exons: 5
Coding region: 468-1166 (232 amino acids)
Biological process (GO): pyrimidine deoxyribonucleotide catabolic process
Molecular function (GO): 5'-nucleotidase activity
Source: RefSeq, a predicted model, not a curated record
UCAGGCACCGGGAAGAGGAACUGGGUUUUGCACUACCGGGUCGGGGCGAGCGCACCGCCGUGUACCGGGCGGCCCCGGUCCCCCCCUUCCCCAUCAUCAUCAUCCUCCUCCCCAACCCCACCUCCCCCCCCCCCCACCUACCCCCCCUCCGCUGCUGCUGCGGCUGCCGCCUCGCUGCAAGGGAGGGAUGGGGCGGGGAGGAGGCGCUGGGGGCGAGGCCGGGCCUUUGCAUCCCCCCCGCACCCCCUCCGCAGCCCCCCUGCUCCCCCUUGCAUCCCCCCUGCUCCCCCUUGCAUCCCUUUUGCUCCCCGUUGCAUCCCCGUUGCAUUCCCUUUGCAUCCCCCCCUGCUCGCUCCUUCUGCUGCAAGGGGACGUGCUUGCCAGGGCUGCCUGCUUGCUGCAGGGUGCGUGCUUGAAAUAAAAUCCCCCCAACCUCCUCCUCCCCCGCCCCGAGCACCCCCUCCAUCAUGAUUUUGCUGAGCAGCUUCUUGCACCUUCGGCUUCGCCGCUGCGGCCCCUUCGCAGGGCUGGGCAGGGGGGUCAGCCCCGCAGUGGGGUCCCGCAGGGCUCUGCGGGUGCUGGUGGACAUGGACGGGGUGCUGGCUGACUUCGAGGGAGGCUUCCUCAAGAAGUUCAGGGCCAGGUACCCCGACAAACCCUACAUUGCCCUGGAGGACCGGAGGGGCUUCUGGGUGUCGGAGCAAUACGGGCGCCUGGGACCUGAGCUGAGUGAGAAAGCCAUCAGCAUCUGGGAAUCCAAGAACUUCUUCAUUGAGCUAGACCCACUCCCCGGGGCUGUGGAAGCUGUGAAGCAAAUGGCAAAUUUGGCAGACACCGACGUGUUCAUUUGCACAAGCCCCAUCAAGAAGUACCGCUACUGCCCUUACGAGAAGUAUGCCUGGGUGGAAAAGCACUUCGGCCCCGAGUUUCUUGAGCAGAUCGUUUUGACACGAGAUAAGACGGUGGUUUCUGCUGACCUGCUUAUAGAUGACAGACCUGAUAUAACAGGGGCUGAGCUGAACCCCAGCUGGGAGCACGUGCUCUUCACGGCCUGCCACAACAAGCACCUGCAGCUCAAGCCCCCCAGCCGCAGGCUGCAUUCCUGGACCGACGACUGGAAGGCAAUUCUGGACAGCAAACGCCUGCCACCCAGCCAGGCUGCCUGAACACCAGCCUCCCGCAGCUGCCCCGGGGCUGCGGCCACAAGCUCAUGUCCCUCUGGAGUCCUGCUGAAGGCUGAAACCACAGAUGGACAGACAGACAGAUGCUGUCCCUGCUGCGGAGAGGAAGAGGAGGCUGAAGCAGCCCCAGACAGCAGACCCCAGCCCAGCCAUGCUGCAAGGGACCAGCAGCAGGAUUGGCCCCGUGGACCUGACAGUGCGGCUGGGGGGCAUUUCCCACUGGCUUCUGGAGUCUCUGUGCUGCAUGUGCACCCCCUGCAAGGUCAGGCCGGUAUUUCUAACAGACACGGUCACCCUCAGCAUGUCACUGCCCUUGUCCAGUGGACUGCAUGGCACAGACCAGCUCUCCGUUGUCCUCUCAGCCUUACGGUCAGGGAUCAGGCAUUUUGUUACGUUCUUGCAGGGCUUCAUACCCAGGGGGCUGCCUUGGGGGAUGUUUUCUCCUGGUCGGUGCCCAGGUCUGGGGAGAGGGGCGGCUAGAAGGGGAGGGAGAGCAGGCGGACGCUGCCAGGCUCCCUGCACCAGCUCAGAUGUGCUGUUCCUUGCAGCUGAUGCAACGGGAUGGCUACAUUUUUCCCUGCAGGAAGAGUCCCUGCAGUGGGAUAUGGGGACAGUACCACUUCUCCAGUGGACCUGGCCCCGGGGCGAGAGCCCUGAGGCACCGUCACACCUGAGAUGUAGCCCUCCUCCAGCUGCCAGGAGGGAUCUCCGCUUGCCCUCAUCCCUGAGGAGCUGCCGCAGCUUCAGAGCUGAUUUGGGAUGAAGAGAGUGGCUCUUCUCCCACCUGCUCAUUGCUUGUGGGCCACUCGCCGGCGGCAUAUCUGGGGCAGCGAGCGGGUAGGGGCAGUGCCAGCACCAGCCCUUCCUGGGAGCCGGGCAGUUCCUGCAGGAGCUCAUGGCUCACCCUGCCAGCCAGCGAUCGGACGGUAACUCCUCAGAUUUCAAAGCCAGGAAGGUCUGCACACGCAGGCUGCAUGAUCAAAUCACCCCAUCUCCCUCCUCCUGGUAGUGUCUGACAUCAACCUGCCAGGAAAGCUCUGGGUGUGCAUCCACUGGGCACCCCCGUUCUACGCACAAGGUCCUGGGUGCUGCAUCCCACUGGGGUCAGGCACUGGGAUGGUUGAUGCCACUGAGCUUCCUAAAGCCUUCAGUGCAGAGCUGCCUGGGAAGGUGUCGCUGCAUGGAGAAGUGGGGCUGGUGGAGGAGCUACGGCAUUGCUGAGAAGCGGAUAAAGCAGAGGCACCACGGCUGUCCAAAGGGCAGGCUGAGAGUUGCACUGGUGGAGGAUUGUCAUCCGUGGAUGCUGUUUCCAGUCCUCACGUACCACAAGGGAAGAAGUUGGGGGCACGUUGCCGUUGAAGGCUGGGGAGCCCAUCAGAGGUGCCAGUGAGACUGUAUCAUGGGGUUAGUUUGCUCUGCAGCUGCCUGCAGCUCCGCUGCUGCCCCGACUCUGGAUGUCUGGGGACAGAGCAUGCUGCCGGCCACACUCACCUCAUGCUGGGACCCCUGUGGCGAGGAGUUUGGCCACCUGGCCGGAGCGAAGGGGCUGCACCGUAUGUGCCUGUCUGUUCCACUCGCCGCUGCCAGGGGUUGCUGAGCUCUGGGAGCAGCCAGCGCUGCUGGGAAGCUGGAGCUGGGCACCGAAAAAGGAGCGUUUGGACCGAGGGGCAGCUCCAAGAGGGAUGUUUUUUGCAUAGCUGUCCCUACAGCCUCUUCCUCCCUUGCCCGGCUCCUUCCUGCCUCCCUGAGCCUGCACCAACCCGGCCUUGAACUGCAGUGACCCACCCAGCCCCGGAGAAGAGACAUCCCAGCUGCUGGGGAGAGCCGGGCAUCCGCUCCCCACGACACGGGCCACGAGGCAGACACAUCCUGACCAUCCCAACUGGGAACCAGCGCUGGGCUGCCCCAGGCAAAGCCCCGGGGAUGCGCCGGGUGCGUCAGGGCCAGCGUGUGUCUGCGUCACUGCUGACACCACAGAGGCCACGCAGCCCCCGCUCCCGCCUGCCCCCCACGCCGUCCGGGAUCCCACCACACGCUCCUGCCCUCCUGACCUGAGGACUUGCUGGCUGCAGGAGUAAAAUUCCCCACCGGGACACGUAGUCCCAAGGGCGGGGGUGGUAGCCAGGGUUUGACUGGGGUUAGCCACCCUAUGCUGCCUGCUCAUGCCUUUGGCUUGCUUCUCCUCUCCUAUGGGCUCCCCGCCAGCGAAAAAAACUAUGUGAGCUGAAAGCUACAUAGCCAACAAAUGACCUAUUUCAGCAGCGGCAGUUGGCCCCCACCAUGUCUGGGACCUGGAGGGGCUACUGAAUUCAGGGCUUCUGAGUCUGUGCCUUCCCCGGCUGCUGCAGGGCCAGGGAUGAAGCCUGCAUCGCCUCCAGUCUUUCUGAAACCUGUCCCGUCUAUUGGGAUGGGGCGAGUGUGUAAAGACAGCAUGGUUGGCCCAUGGCAGUGGGAGUUACAUACCACAAGGAUUUUUUUUUUUUUUCUUUUUUCCUGUUUAAACCACUGUGUUUGAGGGGGUGGUAUUUGGGAGGGGUGUUUGCAAUGCACACCCACCUGAGAUGCAGCCCCGGAGAUGCUGAGCAUCACGUACCCCUUGGCCCUUCCAGCUGCCAGCCCCUUUGUGCAGCUGGGGUGGCCUCAUGGGGUCCGAGCUGUUUUUUUUCCCCAGCAGCACCAUUUGAAUAUGAGUUGUCAUAUUGCGGGGAGGGAGGACUGCAGGACCAUCCCGACAGGGCUGGGAAAAUCCCCAUUUCCAGGUUGGGCUCCGGGAAGGGGUGCUCCAGCCAGGCAGUGGCCCAUCCCAGGCUCUCCUUGCCCUAAAUAUAAGUUGCCCAAGCUCUCCAGAGCCUUCUGGCAGCCCAUCCUUGAGCCAAAACUGGAGCUGGCGUGUCGUUACGGCUGCCCAAACCAGCCCUUUUCCCCCGAGGCUGUGGUGGACCCGAGGGACAUGGCUCUCUGACAACCAGCAGGUCUUUCCCCCUUGGUGGGACAUGUGAGACCAGAGAGACCACGUGGCUUCAUGCCAAAUAUACUUGAAAGCACAGCUGGAGUUUCUCAUGCAUGAGGCUCCGAUUCGACGCACAGAGAUCGCAAGCAGGUAGCUGGCCUGUUUGCACCCGCCGAGCUCGGGGCUGGGGGGUGACUCCCUGUCAUCCAGCAGAUUGACCCUUUCAAUGUUCAGGCCCUUCCGUGGCCAGCUAAAAUGCACAGAGCUUUUAUUUUUAAAUGCACAUCUAUAAAACCGAGGCCAGUGAGGAGCACUGCAAUAAACACUGGGUUUUAUUGGCAUCCAGCUUCCUAGAAAUGGAGUUCAGGUUUUGCAGUUUCCCACCAGUGGCUCUGCCUUCUGCAUGGGGAUGGUGGGGUGUUCGCCUGUGGGCUUGGGCAAGCCCCUGUGUCCAAAAAGACUGAAACCAGCUCCCAGCAGUGCCAUUACCCCAUUAGAUAAGAGUCACUGUGGGCAGAAAGACAGGUGCAUUUAGGUAGCGAUCAGCUUCCUGAACAUCUUUUAUAAUAAAUAGAGCCAUGAAGUGUGUCUCCUGUUGGGCCACAGACCAGAAGCAAUAAAAGGGGCUGAAGCUGUCA